Molecule: messenger RNA, 6487 nt
Organism: Octopus bimaculoides (California two-spot octopus)
Lineage: Eukaryota; Metazoa; Mollusca; Cephalopoda; Octopoda; Octopodidae
Product: alkaline phosphatase
Biological process (GO): dephosphorylation
Molecular function (GO): alkaline phosphatase activity
Source: RefSeq, a predicted model, not a curated record
AAUAUAUAAAAGAAAAUGAAGAAAAUAAAUACAUCUAUGCAUGCAGACAGCGCACAGCACACAGCAUAGGGGAAAAUCUAAGAGGCAAGUGUGAUUGGAGGUGGAGGAGGAGGAAACCGAAAUAGGAGCGAGAGUGAAGAAGUGGGCAAAGAACAAUCAACGCCUUCCCCACCGCAACCACCACCACCACGACAACAACAACACCAACAAUAGCAAUUACAACAAUAGCAAUAAUCAGAACAAUAAGAACGAGAGGCAUUCACGCCAACGUUGGCGGUGGCGGCGACCAUGACGUCGGCGACGGUAGGGAUAAAAACGACGAGUUCGGCGACGACAGUGGUCCAAGCUAACACGACCACGACGACAGCCAAAACUGUUAUCAAAGCAAAGUAGAAAACGAUCUCUUUUUCUCUUUGCUAAACAUGCAAGAACUAAGGAUGAUAUCCAGACUCUGUUACAUAGCUUCUCUGAUGCUUUUAGCAUCGCUCAACCUCGGACUGUGUCAGGCGCCCGAGCAUCUCGAUAAAGCUGGAUGGUUAAAGGUGGCAGCGAAUGAAUUAGAUGAGGUGUUGACUACAGAGAAGAAUGAGAAUGUGGCUAAAAACGUGAUUCUAUUCCUGGGCGACGGAAUGGGUAUCAGCACAAUAACUGCCGGACGGAUAUACAAGGGACAGCAACAGAAAAAGAACGGCGAGUCUUUCAAGCUAUCCUUUGACCGCUUCCCUCACACAGCUUUAAUCAAGACUUACACCGAAGACAAAACAACUCCUGACUCAGCAGCCACAGCAACGGCAUUCCUGACUGGUGUAAAAACCAACAAUGGAGUUGUUGGCCUCGAUGGUAAUGUCAAGCGCGGAGCGUGUUCUAGUAAAGUGGAAGAGAGUAAGGUCAAUUCAAUACUGGACUGGGCAUUAGCAGCAGGCAAAUCAGUUGGUAUUGUAACCACAACAAGAGUCACUCAUGCUACACCUGCGGCCACUUACGCUCACUCUCCGAAUCGUGACUGGGAGAGUGACCGUUUUAUGCCCAAGAACACGUCAUGUAAAGAUAUAGCACGACAACUGAUUGAAGAUAAUCCUAAUAUCAAUGUUAUACUUGGUGGAGGUCGAAGUAAUUUCUUACCGAAAAAUGCUACUGAUCCGGAAUAUGUCAACAAAACCGGAUUAAGACGUGACGGUCGAAACUUGAUUGAGCAAUGGAAGAAGGAUCAUCCGAAAAACGCAAAAUAUGUUUGGAAUAUGAAUGAAUUUAAGGAUGUCGACCCCCAAAAGACAGAUUACCUUCUAGCUUGGAUUAACGAUCAAAUUCAUAGACUUCAUAUGCCACUUAGUCAAGCUAUAAUUUGCAGUAAAGCAAUUUCUCUUUUCAACUCGCUUAAGGAUAAAUCAGAUGGAUCAAAUGAAACAUUUGUAGCGAGCAAUGGUUGGUUCGAUCGUUUCAAAAACCCAGCAGAUUUACACAAUGUGAAGAUCCACGGAGAAUCGUCUAGCGCAGAUCAAAAAGCUGCAGAAACUUUUCCUCGCCAAUUAGAAGGCUUGACUGAAGAAGAAGGUUUUAUACCGUCUCAAAUAUUUAAUCCUGUGAAUCAAGGAGCCAUUUCAUCGUUUAAAUCUUACUAUUUCCGUUUCACCUUUGAAAGACUCAUUGAGGUAACUGAUAGAGAAAAUGGUCCAACGAUUCAAGAAUUUUGGAAGAGUUUCAACAUCCUUGAUGCAAUAAAAUUGAUAAAGAAAGUAUCGGAUAAAAUCGCCGGAAAGAGCAUGAAAGGAAUUUGGAAAAAUCUCUGCCCCAACUUAAUUGACAAUUUUGAAGAAUUUGAUAAUCAUGAAGGUCUUCAAAAAGAAACUGACACAAUCAUAAACAUUGCAAAGGAAUUGAACUUUGAAAUUUCACCUGAAGAUGUUAAAGAAGCUCUUUAUGCUGACGGUAAUGAAAUCACAUAUGGAGAAUUGCUAAAAAUGGAAAAGUUUAAACGUUUCCCAGUUUCCAUUCUACUACCAUAUGGUAUUGCAAAGUUCAUGGUCUCACAUCGUUUGCUUAUUUUAUCCUUUCCAGCUAUAUCUGGUCUCCUUAAUUUAAAAGUAUUUGUCAGCUUUCAUGGAGAAAUCUUGCAAUAUCAUGUUUUCUUCUAUCAGCCACAACCAACAUUCUUUAUUUCCAACAUAUUCGGUUGGUUGCAUGAAUUGGCUCUCAUUAUUAUUGAUAUUGUUUUCCACGCCCAUGCCUCCCACCUUGACUAUUUCAAUUUUAACAUCAUCAUCAUUGUUGUCGUAAUCGUCAUAACAAUUGUUAUUUCAGGAGGCAGGAUUGACCAUGGUCAUCAUGUGAACAGUGCUAUAAAGGCGCUGUCCGAAUUGAGCAGCUUCGAUGAUGCCGUUGCCAAAGGUGUGGACAUAACCAAUGAAAAGGAUACACUUAUUAUAGUAUCGGCUGACCACUCACAUGUGUUCAACAUUGCUGGUUACCCAGAAAGAGGCACAAAUAUCUUAGCUGAUAAAUCUUAUCGACAACAAGCUACAGUUCCUCUCUCCCGUGAAACGCAUGGAGCUGAGGAAAUUGCGAUUUUUGUUCGUGGUCCUAUGUCUCAUAUAUUUCACGGUGUAAGGGAGCAAGUGUUUGUGCCAAUUGCCUUGGCUUACUCAUCGUGCAUUGGUUCAAACAAGAAUCACUGUUCAACAUCAAAUACACCUAUGAUAACAAUAAACAAAAGAACUUUCAUCGUUUCUACCAUCCUUUUAAUUUCGUUUUUGUGGUCUUUGAAAAAUUACCUACAACAAAGUGCCGUUCCUUUGGCAGCUGAAACUCAUGGUGGCAAGGAUGUUGUUGCUUAUGCCCGAGGACCGAUGUCUCAUCUGAUUACCGGAGUCAAAGAGCAAAACUACCUUGCAGUGGCCAUGGGAUAUUCUUCCUGUACAAGAAAACACACUAAUUAUAACGCUCAUUGUUCUGUUCUCCCUUCGUCUGCCACCAAAAGUUCAACGCCAUUUCUCUUUCUAUUGCUAAUACUGACAAUUGUUGUUCAGAUUCUUUCAAAAUAAAACCAUUCAAUCUGUCUUCCUACCUAACACUUACACACACAUACGCACACUUACAUAUACAUAUGCACACUUAUACACACAUACUUAUCACAUUCGUAUAUACAUAUUUACAUUACGCAUAUAUAACAUAUAUAUAACAUACAUACACACACAUAUAUAUGUAUAUAUGUGUAUGUAUAUAUAUAUAUAUAUAUAUAUAUAUAUAUAUAUGUAUGUAUGUAUGUAUGUAUGUAUGUAUAAAUGAACUAGAACCUGGGAUGGUAUUUGGUUCCUUCACCCUUAACGUUUAGACUCGAAUACCUAAACUCUUCUUCGUCCUACUCGAAAAACAUUUCCCCGAAUCUAGCCCCCUAAGAAAACUAUUUAACCCCCAGUCUAUGAAAUUGUCCUACUCCUCCACCACCAACACUGCCGGAGUUACCUGGUUUCUUAACAAGAAACUCAGAAAUCCACAACCAGCUAACCUCAACCCUAAUAGAUUAACUCAAAAUAACCCCUAGCUCCAUACAUAUAAACCCAAAACAAAUCGCCCCCAUUAGCAACAUCCGAUCCCUAAAUUUACCACAACGCCCAACGACACCUGUAAAAAUAGAGACAACACCGAGGAUUCCACCAGACACAAUAAAUAUUAUAUUAUGCAACACCACCCUCAACUCCUUAACAAAUACUAAUCUUAACGCCAGCAAUAAUAAGAACCCUAACACCAACUCCACACUAAAUAGCAAUCCCCUCACAAGUUCAUCCGGAACACCACCCACAAAACUUCAGAUGCCCAACCUCUUGUCCUUUAGAUAACGGCUGUCUCACAAAAAAUAUUGUUUAUAAGUGCACAGUAUCAACUGUGCCAACUGUUACUACAUUUAUAUCGGCUCAUGUAGCACCACCUUCAAAGCUAGAGUGAACAGCUACUACUCCAGCUCAAGUUCCAAACAAAAUCCAACAGUACAUCCAACUUAUCAGUAAACUAACGCUUGAUUCAACUCCUUACACUCUCUCGUGGUCUAUAGUCACCCACGCCAAGCUUUACAACAGCUAUAAUAACAAGAGUGAUCUCUGCAUAGCCGAGGUCUCGGCUAUUCUGCAAUCCAUGGAUUGUCUUAAUGAACGCAGCGGUAUAAUAUUCACCUGCAAACAUCGGUCACUAAAUCUAUUCUCAGAAUACAAAUAUUUACAAACCCACUCCCCUAAACUUCAUAAAUUUUCCUUCUUAUCCACCCUCAAUACCACUAUAUAUUAAACCAACAAUAUAUCUCCCGUUUAAUUCCUUUAUUGUCAAUUAAACACUUCUCUCCGUAUUUUUCUUUACCUUUUAAAAAUGUUGUUCUUUCUUUUUAUUUCAACUCCCUCUCCAACCCUCUCUCUCCUUAAACUUACAAGUACAUAGUUUUGUGAUUCGGCCAGAAAGCCCUUGAAUGCCAUCAGUCAACUAACCGUACUUAAAUUCCUCAUUCUAUCUUGCUUUAUUCAUACCCACUUUCUUUUUCUUCCUGACUAAAAUAUCUCCCCUCCAAAUUAUCUUUCUUUCAAAUACCAGUUACCUUACUAAAUUCUGUGAUUCAGCCAAUACAGCUUUUGUUUAGUACCAGUCAAUUGACCUUGCUUAAAUUUCUCCCUCCUCUCACUCCCUUGUAUAUUCUUUCCCCCCCCCCGCCUUCUAAUACUUACUUCUCUCUAUAUUUUUAUACUCCUCUUAUACUGUGCUCUCUACACAUUCUGACUGAAUCUUCCAUGCGUCAGCAUGUACAUCCUUGCCUUAUUUACGUUGAAAAUACCAACAUUUGCUGCAUCUUAAAAGGAGCAUGUUCGUAUUGCUUAUGGUGCCUUCCCCGGACCCUGUCACAUAAGUAAAAUUUUAUGCUAAUUAAAUUUUAUAUAUUCAAAUGAAGUUCAGAUAUAAAAAAAAUAAGCUUAAAAAGAAUUUGUUAUAUCAAAUAAAAAAAAUAAUAAAACAUAUGCGCUUAAAUAAAAAAUAUAAAGUAAAAUUAUUGUCUUUUAGAACUUUCCAAAUGUAUUAUAUCUUGCAUCAUUGCCGUCAAUAAACAAUUUAGCCACUUUUUCACAACUAAUUUUUUCCUAAACAUCUCAAUGAACAUGGCAUAUUACAAUAUAAUUCAACCUUUGCCGAGUCAUGGUCGAGCGCAGCCAAGUUUUGAGUCUCCGCAGAGCGCUAAAAGAUCUUUCAGCUUCACAAGAACUGGUUGGAAACAUUAAAAGUAGCCUGAGCAAUCGCUCAACAUAUGGAAACAUGCGAUGAACUGCUGGUUGCAUUUUACCAAAUAUUUUACGAUGAUCCUCGGGAGAUGAUCCACUAUGAUGAUUUCUAUAAAAAAGUAUUUUGUUCCUUAAAGAAAAUUCAUCAAGCUCAGGAUACUGAUCAUUUCAGCACAAAAAUUUCUGUUGAGUAAAAUACUGCUCAGUUUUUCACAAUCUGCCAAAUCCUGUGAAAAAAAAAAUCUUUCAAAUUUGCUAUUGCAGUAUCCACUACCUGCAAAUACUGCACUCUACAAUGAUCCAAAACAGUGCAGUGUUGAUAUUUUAAAGCAUUUUCGUCCUGGUAUCUUUUAGGAAGUUUUAGUUGCCUGGAUAGCUCCAAAGAAGAAAUAUCGAGUUGAUAAAUCAUUUUUUUCUGCUGUAUUGAACAGCUCCUGAAAUUUUUCUUCCUUGCGUAGAUUUUUUUUUAGCUCAUCCUGCACCAGUUUGACACUACGCAACAAUCCACCUAGAUUGACGGUGAUACUUUGAAAAGAUUUGUUCAAUCUUUCAAGGAGUUAAAGUAACGGAACUACAACAUGCAAUCCAAGAACGUAUUGGCCCGUAGAGAGACACGUAAGAAUACCAUUAGCUCUGGAUGCAAUGUUGGUGCCAAACACAUUUGAUGUCUCUUGUAAAGAAAUGAGGACAUCUGAUAAUUUUCAAGAAGGGCUUUGACUGCAGGAAGUCGUGUUAGCUAUCGAGUAUGGCACACAGGUUUUAAGGAGCGUGGUAACGAUACUUCAUUUUCUUCAUCAUAUUGUGAUAAAUACGCGUGCUUAAAUUUCUCUGAUGUACUGUAUAGUUUCCCCAAUUCAUUCACGAAAUCGGGAACAUUUUUAAUAAAUGAAGCUUGUUGAACGGACUUAGCUAUAAGUUGAGAAACAUGAGCACCGCAGUGCACGUAUUGGGCUAGAGGCUGAAUCUUCUUUAUUACUGCUUGACAACCACGAUGUUUACCUGCCAUAUUAGCUGCACCAUCAUAUGUCUGGCAUCGAAGAGUUUGAAUUAGUAACUGAAGGCAUAGAAUUACAUCAAGAAUCAGUUGACAAAGAGAUUUACCAGUUGUACUGUCUAUAUUGUAGAUUCCUAAAACAUCUUCAAUUUCAAAAUAAUUAUUCACAUAACGAACACAAAUGACCUCCUGUUCCUUACCUUGAAUAUUUUGUGUACCUUCAAUAAUUAUUCCAAACUGCUUA